Messenger RNA from Pochonia chlamydosporia 170, 1668 nucleotides. RefSeq names its product sugar porter (SP) family MFS transporter. The record is from RefSeq and is a predicted model, not a curated record. Bases 1 to 1668 code for a protein of 555 amino acids. Gene Ontology annotation, biological process: carbohydrate transport; transmembrane transport. Lineage: Eukaryota; Fungi; Ascomycota; Sordariomycetes; Hypocreales; Clavicipitaceae. Gene Ontology annotation, cellular component: membrane. The transcript has 3 exons. Gene Ontology annotation, molecular function: carbohydrate:proton symporter activity.
AUGACAGACCUUGCGGGCAAACCAGACGCCGAAAGGAUAGCGCCCCUCAAUCUACAUGUCGCGCAAGAUGUUGAGCACAUCGAAGCGCCGGUCACAUGGAAAGCCUACCUGCUCUGCGCGUUCGCCUCCGUCGGUGGCAUAUUUUUUGGCUACGAUAUUGGGUACAUUAAUGGUGUUCUUGGUUCCAGCAUUUUCAUCAAUGCAGUUAUGGGACCGGGGCACAAAGAGCUCUCGGAAAACUACUCGUCUCUGAUCGUUUCUAUUCUUUCGUGUGGGACCUUCUUUGGCGCCUUGAUUGCUGGAGAUUUAGCAGAUUGGUUCGGUCGCAAGUGGACUGUUAUUAUGGGCUGCGGUGUUUAUAUGAUUGGAGUUAUUGUUCAGAUGAUAACUAGUCCCAAUUCUUCUCUGGGGCCAAUUGUUUCUGGGCGCCUUAUCGCUGGUCUUGGAGUUGGAUUCGAAUCGGCUAUCGUUAUCCUGUACAUGUCAGAAAUUUGUCCUCGCAAAGUCCGUGGCGCCCUUGUAGCAGGCUACCAAUUUUGCAUAACGAUUGGCAUUAUGCUAGCAUCUAUCGUGGUAUACGCAACUAAAGAUCUUACUACAACCGCUGUUUACCGUAUACCCAUCGCUAUCCAGUUUCUAUGGGCAUUAAUCCUCGGUUGCGGUUUAUUAUUUCUUCCUGACUCGCCCCGAUAUUUCGUUAAGAAGGGGCAGUUACAGCAGGCGAUUGACUCGCUUUCUCGUAUUCGAGGCCAGCCCAAGUCAUCAGAAUAUAUCCUGAGCGAACUUGCCGAAAUUGUUGCCAACGAGGAAUAUGAGCGUGCUCUUAUCCCCGAUACUGCUUGGCUAGGGAGCUGGGCUAGCUGCUUUAAAGGUGGACUGUGGAAGCCUAAUUCUAACCUCCGCCGGACUAUUCUGGGCACGUCUCUUCAAAUGAUGCAGCAAUGGACUGGCAUUAACUUUAUCUUCUAUUACUCGACCCCAUUCCUCCAGUCCACUGGCGCUAUUAGCAACACCUUCCUCAUUUCCCUUAUCUUCACUCUUAUUAAUGUCUUCUCUACACCCUUGUCGUUCUGGACUGUUGAACGGUUUGGCCGCCGCAAAAUUCUUCUCGUUGGCGCCACGGGGAUGCUCAUUUGCCAGUUCCUCGUUGCGGCAAUCGGAGUGUCCGUUGGGUUUAAUCAUACCCACCCGGACCCUAGUAAGCCUGGUAAAGAUAUCGCAAAUAACAUUCCUGCUGUUAACGCACAAAUUGCCCUAAUUGCUGUUUUUAUCUUCUGGUUUGCAUCUACCUGGGGCCCAGGGGCCUGGAUCGUUAUCGGAGAAAUCUUCCCCCUUCCAAUUCGAUCUCGUGGCGUUGGCAUGUCUACUGCGUCUAACUGGCUUUGGAAUACUAUCAUUGCGGUCAUAACCCCUUACAUGGUUGGUAAAGAUAAGGGCAACUUGAAAUCGUCGGUCUUCUUUAUUUGGGGCGGUCUGUGUACAUGUGCCUUGGUUUACACCUACUUCUUAGUCCCUGAGACGAAGGGUCUGUCCCUGGAGCAGGUGGAUAAGAUGAUGGAGGAGACUACACCCCGUCACUCUGCUAAGUGGAAGCCUACUACGACCUUUGCUAGUACGGUCGGUACUAGUGAAAUCCUUGAGCAAAAGAUUACCAAUCUUGCCGAAUGA